UCAUGAGACACGAGCACUGAGGGACUUUGCAGGACCACAGGUUUGUCGUGAUGGAAGUAAAGGUGUUGGUGAAUGGCCGUCCUCGAGUCGUCUGUGGCCUUACAAAAGACACCACUUGCCAGGAUGUGGUCAUUGCAUUGGCUCAAGCUCUAGGUCAGCCAGGACGCUACACAUUACGGGAGAAGUUCAAAGAUUUUGAGCGGUGCAUGACUCCGAGUGAGCACAUUCUGGAGACACUGGAGAGGUAUGGAGAGCUCUCCCGAGAUGUCCAGCUCACUUUGAUCCUCAAUGGACCUGCAGGCUGUGAUCCAGUGUGCCAAGGCAAAAUGGGAAAAUAUCAACCAUACCAAGCACUUAGAAGGAAAGACCCUGGCUCCAAACUCUGGCGGGGAAGCAGUUCUCUGAGUCUGCACCGACAAAGUUUACCCCCUCUGGAUGAAAAGAAAGUAGAGGAUGUGAAAAGGCCUAAAAGAAAAUCACUGACCAUCAUGGAGGAGGCUUGGGAGUGGCUGGAAAACCUGGGCAAAGGGAAGGUGUACAGAACAGCAAGUGAAAAAGAUAUUUGCAAGAAAUGUGAUAAAAUGAACCGGACAUCUUUAGAAGUUACUUUAGCAUUUCGCAAAGAUGGGACAGGCCGAAACAGCAAGGACAAAGUUAAGAAUGACAAAGUUAGUGCAGACUUGGACAAGCAAACCUCUUGCUGCAUAAGGAGUCAACCUGAAGAAACAGCAAAAGUGUGCAGGUACUCAGAAACUAAAAUCCAAGAGCUGACAACUAUGGUGAUAGAGGAUGAGAAAAUUAGACUCAUUGAAAAUAUAUUAAGUCAAAGAAGCAGUUUGGAAGAUCUUAAAAUACAGAUCGCAAAUGUGGACAGACAGAUUUUUGAGUUGGAGGAACGGCAAAGACUGAGAAAAGAUGAGGAGGACACUAAGCAGAAGGCUAGAGAAGAAGAACUGGAGCAAAUUCUGUUUUGGGAGAACGAACUCAAAGCAGAAGCAGGCCAUGAGAAAGAUUUGCAAAAACAGUUCUUGGAAAUCAAAGAGAGUGUGAUGGAGUGCAAGGCAAAAAUACAAGGGAUGGAUUUUGGUGGUGCUCAGCUAACUCCAAAAAUAAGCUGUGCAAAUGAUCUAGAAUUGGCCAAAGAGCUAAAUAAAGUUGAAAGUGUGUGUAGUCAUGUGGCUCCAAACAGGAAGUCUCAGUGCGGAGAAGAAGGCAGUCCUCCUCACGCUCUGUUGGCUCCAUCUCAGAUAAAGGAGAGAAGGCUCACAGGGCCCACGGAGCUGAGGGAGUGGUGGACACGCUGGUCACAAGCUCAAAAGACUCAAAAUAAGGUCAUACACCGGUCAGAGCUCACCAUCUAUCUGCGUAGUACCAAAGUCUAA
Boleophthalmus pectinirostris (great blue-spotted mudskipper) is the source of this 1382-nucleotide messenger RNA. RefSeq names its product Ras association domain family member 11 (gene rassf11). NCBI's taxonomy places the organism in Eukaryota, Metazoa, Chordata, Actinopteri, Gobiiformes, Gobiidae. The transcript is spliced from 2 exons. Bases 51 to 1382 code for a protein of 443 amino acids. The record is from RefSeq and is a predicted model, not a curated record.